UCGCCAAUUUCUGCACCUUUGGAUGAUGCGAGACAGGAAUAAAAGCAAGGAGUUCUCGCCGUUUUUACUGAGCUUCCAUCGUUUAGCAGGGACGUUUCAGCUGCGUAAUCGAACGUUUCACUUUGUCGUUUUUCUUGAGCGUGCAGUAAGUGCCAAUUUCGGCGCCUUACACCAUUCAUCGGAUCUUGUUGUACAAUUCCCUCGGAGCAGCGAGAAUGAGUGAUCCCAGGUUGAGGAAUCUCAAAGUGAAGACCGGCGUAGUGAAACGGCUGUUUAAAGAGAAAAUUUCCUACGAGAAAGAAAUGGAGAAAGAACGGCAAAAGCUUAAUGGGAUGAAGCAGAAAGGAGAAGACGAAUACCGUGUAAAGAAGCAGGAAGAAGUGGUGCAAGAAUGCCUUAUGAUGAUCCCUAAUUGCAAAAUCCGUCUUUCCAAUGCGUGGACCGAUCUCAAAACAACUUUGGAUUCCGAACCGGGCUUCAGUAACACGGAAGAGUACCGAGAGGCCAAGAAAGUACUGGAUGAAGUGGAACCAAAUCUGCGUUAAAGCAUAUCCCCCGAGAAGGAAAUGUGUGAUUGAUAAUUGUAUGAUAUAUUCAUUCCACAAGUUAGACCCGCCAACAAGAGACCCCAUUGUAACCUGACUGCUUUGGAAUGCUCCUAGUCGUUUCCUUCUGUUGUCUGUAUUUCCAAACCCAACGGUAUCGUAUGUUUUACGAGAACGCCUAACCUACGUGGGUACUUACUUACACGUUUGAUUCCUUGAUUUUGGUUGUCUUUUUUCCCGUGAUGUCAUUUUUCUUACGUAAAAAAUUGCUGUCAUUGUUCGUGUAAUCACCGUUUACGCACGCACCUCCGCCGAAGUCACGAACGUGCGAUUUUCCACAUUGGUUUAGAGGAUGUAAUAUCUUGCAAAGCUGUCAGUUUUUUUUAUUGUAAAGAUGAACGCCACGACGAUGUGGUGGUGGAGAUUUUAAGCAGCAUUAUCAUGGUUUCUUUUGAGGUGUUUUAUUAUGUUAAAAACUAUCUAUUAAAUGUCCGUUUUGGG
Molecule: messenger RNA, 1046 nt
Organism: Paramacrobiotus metropolitanus
Lineage: Eukaryota; Metazoa; Tardigrada; Eutardigrada; Parachela; Macrobiotidae
Product: tubulin-specific chaperone A-like
Exons: 4
Coding region: 216-545 (109 amino acids)
Biological process (GO): tubulin complex assembly; post-chaperonin tubulin folding pathway
Cellular component (GO): microtubule cytoskeleton; cytosol
Molecular function (GO): beta-tubulin binding
Source: RefSeq, a predicted model, not a curated record